AUGGGCGUCAGCGACGCUUCCCAAGAAGCCGCUGUCACGCCUGAUCCUGUCGAAAAGGGGUUUGCCGCUCUCAACACCCUCAGGAUCGGCGUGAAGGCAUUUGUAGAAAAGGAUGGCGAGUAUCGAAAGGCGGAGAUUUUAUCCAUGAGACAGCGGAAGGGAGGGUCAAGUUUUUACGUUCACUAUGUCGACUUCAACAAACGGCUUGAUGAAUGGGUUCCAGCAUCCAGAAUUGAUUUGACCCAGGAGGUUGAGUGGCCGCAGCCAGAGAAGCCCGAGAAGAAGAAAACUUCUGGUGCUGCGGCUCCAAAGGCACAGCCGAAGAAUGUUCCGAAGCGGCCUCGGGGAGGUAGUCGAGAAAUAUCUGCUCCAGAACUCCUUGCUGACAAAGAUUUGAAUAUCAACAAGUCAUCUCGUCCAUCCAAGGCUGGCGGGAAAGAGAACCGUGAAGAUGAAACGCCGCAGAACAUUUCGCUACUGGGCAGCGAGGCUGUUUCUUCUGUUAGCACGCCUAAGCUGGAUGGGGAAACUGAAGAUAUUGAAAUGGUCGAUGCUGGUGACGCAGAAGCAAAACAAGCCAUAAAGGAAGAGGAGGAUAAGCUUGCUGGGGAAAUUGCAAGAGAAGAGGAGAUUGAGAAGCUCCGAACCGGCGGAAGUAUGACUCAAAACCCGAUUGAGAUUCAUCGGGUACGAAACUUGACUCAUAUCCAGAUGGGCAAAUUCGAGAUAGAACCCUGGUACUUUUCGCCUUAUCCUGCACACUUUACUGAUGCGGACAUGGUGUACAUUGAUGAGUUCUGUCUCAGCUACUUUGAUCAGAAAAGGUCCUUUGAGAGACACCGUAGCAAAUGUACCCUAGUCCAUCCACCAGGAAACGAAAUUUACCGUGAUGAUAAUGUUUCUUUUUUUGAAGUCGAUGGACGCCGUCAACGUACUUGGUGUCGAAACCUAUGUCUCCUUAGCAAGCUAUUCCUGGAUCAUAAAACUCUCUAUUACGAUGUUGAUCCCUUCCUCUUCUAUUGCAUGACUACGCGGGACGAACAUGGCUGUCAUUUGGUCGGAUACUUCUCCAAAGAAAAGGAAUCGGCAGAAGGAUAUAAUGUGGCCUGUAUCCUAACAUUGCCGCAGUAUCAACGUCGGGGCUUUGGUCGUCUGCUCAUCGCGUUUAGUUAUGAGCUUAGCAAGCGAGAAAACAAGCUAGGUUCACCCGAGAAACCUCUUAGUGACUUGGGGCUGUUGGGUUACCGUCAAUAUUGGCGAGAAACCAUUGUCGACAUCUUGAUGGAGCCAGGCAGAGAGACCAUUAGCGAGAGUGAAUUGGCGAGUCUUAGUGCAAUGACGGAAAAGGAUGUCCACGAGACGUUGGUCGUAUUGAAUCUCCUUAGGUAUAACAAAGGAAACUGGGUCAUCGUCCUCACCGAUGCCGUAGUCGAACAGCAUAAAAUACGUUUGGAAAAAGAGAAAAUAAAAGGCACCCGGAAGAUUGAUCCCGCCAGGUUACAGUGGAAGCCUCCAGUUUUUACCGCGUCGAGUCGGACGUGGAAUUGGUAG
Histoplasma mississippiense is the source of this 1551-nucleotide messenger RNA. RefSeq names its product histone acetyltransferase ESA1. Bases 1 to 1551 code for a protein of 516 amino acids. Gene Ontology annotation, biological process: regulation of DNA-templated transcription. NCBI's taxonomy places the organism in Eukaryota, Fungi, Ascomycota, Eurotiomycetes, Onygenales, Ajellomycetaceae. The transcript is spliced from 6 exons. The record is from RefSeq and is a predicted model, not a curated record. Gene Ontology annotation, molecular function: histone acetyltransferase activity.